UGGGGAUACCCCAGUAGCGUUCGAGACGGCUUUGUGGUACAAAGCCAGAGUGGAUAUAUUUAUAGUGUUUAUUUUGUCCGGUUGAGAUGAGAAUAGUUUUAUGUGUGGCGCUUUGCGCUGCAGUGGUGAGCGCCUCGCCUGGACUCUUCGGUGGUUUCGGAGAUUCGGUGACCGGCACACUGACAAAACUGCCGCAGUCCGUGAACAAAGGUGUCAGCAAUGUUCAAGAAUCGAUCCCGUUCUCUGAUGGCCAAUUCGAUAAGGUCUUUGGAUCAUCCGACGAGAUGGUGAAAAGCUUCCGCAAGCAGCAAACCAAGUCGUUCGCGUCCCUCUCCGACAUCCUCCCGGCCGGUCUCAGUCUCCCAGACCUGAGUCUGCCGCUCCCGAUCCCGGGAGUCCCAGGGUUCGGUCUGCCCGGGACCAGCUCUGGCAGCUCUGGCAGCUCUGGACCGGCGCCGCCUAAACCGAAGUUCGACCGGUCUAUGCGUUUGCACGAGGAUCUUAUUGUACCGUUGUCUGGGUUCACAGAGAGCUUUGAAAUAGAGUGGCACGCUGAAUCCGACUCUAUGCGUAAGACCAUGGAGGGUGGCAACACCGUGUACCGAUCACCAAAGCCGGACGGCAAAGUGGAGUUCCUUGAGAUUCGUGAAGAAGAAGAAGGAAAGAACAAGGUUCACCGCUGCUCACGCACCGUCGUCUCAUUGGCUGCUCCUGCUCAAAAGUCCUUCCCUGGUCUGCCUGACUUGAGCGAUUAUGUCUUCGUAGGAAAUGCAAAAUCAGAACUAUGGAGGAAGGUAAUAAAGGGCAAACCAGGUGAAAAUGGCGCCGUGAAAGGGGAGACUCUUACAGUCACUCACGAGAUGCUGGUUGCGAGGGAGAAGGAUGGACCAGUUCCAAUCAGAUAUUCGGUGAUGACAGACAGCUCCAUCCUCGGUCCCGCCAGCGACGUCUACAUCCACAACUACAAGGUCCUCUCUCCCCCCUCCGCCCCCAUCAAGCCUGACACCAGCAAGUGCAAGACCAUCGAGGACGCCACUCCUCGCCAGAAGAGACAGAGCUUAUUCUCCAGGAUUACUGAUACUUUGUCGAGCUUCAACCCUGUUCAGGACUUAUCGCUGCCUUUUGGUGGGGACAUUGGACCUAAAUUUGACAGCUUCAAAAACGAAUUCAAACGCAACUACCUCGACCCAGCCGAAGAAGCAGUCCGCAAGAACCUGCUCACUCAAUCCUCGCGCUUCAUCGAGGCCGGCAACCGAGCCACCUCCAGCUUCAAGAUGGGUGUCAACUUCCUGGCCGACCGGCUGGAUGAGGAGAUCAGCCAGCUGUUCGGGGUCAGGGAGCCUGAGGGGGGUGUAGCUGAAGUGGGGAUGGUCCCGUUCCCGUAUUCGGAGAAUGAAGUGAAGAAGGCGUCGGAUAAGCUGCCUGAGGAGUUUGAUUGGAGGAAGCAUGGGGCUGUGUCGCCUGUGCGCUAUCAAGGAACAACAUGUGCCUCAUGCUGGGCCUUCGCCGUAGCGGGCUCCACGGAGGGUGCUCUCUUCAAGAAGACCAACAACCUGGUGCCGCUCAGUCCUCAGUGUCUCGUCGACUGCGGCAAACCGUUCGGAGCGCAGGGCUGCGGGCCUACCUGGCCGAGCUUCGCCUAUGACUACAUCCAGAACAAAGGCCUCGCCGCCUGGGACGAGUACGACUACGAAGCUAAGGUCCUGGAAUGCAAGGACACCAAAGUGUCCCCCGUGACGCACAUCAGCGGACAUGUCAACGUCACUGCCAACAAUGAGGACGCUCUCAAGGUGGCGAUCAAGAACCAUGCGCCUACUGUGGUGCUAGUCGACGCAAUGGCCAAAACUUUCAUCUACUACAAGAGCGGAGUUCUGAACGACAAGAAAUGCGGUCAAAGCAAACCCCGCCUCAACCACGCAGUCCCUAGCCGUCGGCUGGGGCUCAAAAGACGACUCCAAGGAUGCCCCCACUUCAUCCUGAAGAACAGCUGGUCGGACAAGUGGGAGGAGGGCUACAUCAAGAUAGCCCCGGAGUCGUGCGCCGUGCUGGAGCGGCCGACCUACUCGCUGCUGCAGCAAGCCAACGUGGACAGGGCGGCGCUGCGCUCUUCCUAUAAAGAUUAGGCGAUAAGAUGUAUCUUUUUAUAUUAUGGUCGAUGAAUAAAAAUGUUUCCGUAAUAAAAGCGUA
This is a messenger RNA of Leguminivora glycinivorella, 2187 nucleotides long. Its product is annotated as counting factor associated protein D-like. Gene Ontology annotation, biological process: immune response. Lineage: Eukaryota; Metazoa; Arthropoda; Insecta; Lepidoptera; Tortricidae. The record is from RefSeq and is a predicted model, not a curated record. Gene Ontology annotation, molecular function: cysteine-type endopeptidase activity. Gene Ontology annotation, cellular component: lysosome.